AUGCAAGAUUAUGUGCUGGAGCUUUUUAAAAGAGACCCGAGGAUGAAGAGGAGCAACGGGGCUGUCACUGCGUGGCUCUUCAAGUCGAAAACUUUACACACCGCAGCCCCCAAACGAGCGAACUACAGCGUCGCAAGAGAGACGAAGGGAGACCGUCUGUCGCAGCUACAGGAUCUGCGGGAGAAAGAUCCUAAAUAUGAUGCCAAGCUGCUCUAUACGAAUAUGUAUAAGGCCACGACCGGCAGGGAAGCAGACCCGGAGGUCUUCGCGCUCGAACAAGGAGUGGGAAUGGAAAUUCAAGAAAAGUCCGAUUUGAAAAACCGCCAGAAGUUUAUGUCGCCUCAAGAGCUGAAGGACGAGAUGUAG
Eimeria tenella is the source of this 366-nucleotide messenger RNA. RefSeq lists its product as uncharacterized. The coding region runs from base 1 to 366 and encodes 121 amino acids. The transcript is spliced from 8 exons. NCBI's taxonomy places the organism in Eukaryota, Apicomplexa, Conoidasida, Eucoccidiorida, Eimeriidae. The record is from RefSeq and is a predicted model, not a curated record.